GAUGCUAUUUAUGCUUAUAAAUAUGGUGCAAUGUUAUGUUUUAGGCCAUGGCCCCCAAUGCAAUGUCUUUAAAGUUCACAGAGGGAUUGUCCAUAAAGCCUUUGUAAACAAGUCUCUCACAAUCUCCUGUAAUCUGAAACAUUGCCAUGGUUCGCCAAACAAUGUUAUAUGGACAAAAGAAAACUUGAAAGUUUGGAUUGCAGUGUCAGGAACAGAUCAAAUGACAACUUCACAAACAUAUUCAUCAUCUGAUCUGUUAACUUCAUAUUUAACCUUCACAAGUAUAUCAAAGCGUCAUGAAGGCAACUACAGAUGUGAGCUACAGUUACAUAACAUCAGUACAGUUAGCCAUCAGAUUAAUAUUUCUGUCUCAGAUGACAGCAUGGAAGAGGAUUUCAAUCCAAUGGCAAAUGAAAGCAAUUCAAGCUUAUGGUGGUGGCCGUAUCUUUUUAUCUGUGUGGGUUUAUCGAUUCUUGUUCUGGUAGUAAUGUUCAUCGCUAUCCUGUGUAUUUAUGGAUUUAAAAGUUCAGGAAAAAAGAAAAGAAAGCGAGCGCAGGUUCAGUAUACAGCACGAUCUAUGAUGCCCCAACUGACCCCGAGUAUUCAGAAGCGUGACAGAUUUGUCCAGUAUUCAGAAGACACACAGAGACACUCUCUUGACAGUUCACCGCAACUUCAGUCUACAUCGCAUCUGUCAGAUCGUGGUGAUAAUAUACUGUCUAACAGGAAAGACAGCAGAUCAAGCCAGGUUGUUUAUGCCUCUCUACAUCACCUUGAAACACCAUUAUCUUCUACACCUCGUCCGACAACUGACGAGUGUUCAGAAUACGCAGCGAUACGUGUCUCCUGAUGCUCUGACUGUGGGUUAUGCAUGAUGUCAAAUCAACACAAAGUUUGUCAAUUAGUAAAACUGUUAAUUCACAAAGAGGUUUUGUGAAGCUGUACUGUACAUUUGGGGUAACAGGAAGCUGAAGAUGAGUGAUUUUCAUACCUCUUUACAUAAUGGAAAGUUACUACUGAGAGGUGGAUUUUAUGAGGCAAACUCACACAACCAUGUAUUAAAGGUAAUCUGAGUUGUAUGCACUAACUUGAAAACAUGAAUUUUUAUACAUGGAAAGCGAUAUUUAUUUUAAAGUAAAUGGUUUUCUUGAAUAUUUCAAAUAACUGAAAAUUAAAUGUAUAAAUAUUUGCGAAACUAUGGGCAGUGAUACAGUGUAACACAUUUGGAAAUGUUGAAUUGAAACUAUAUACUUUUUAUAUAUUUGAAGUAAAUAGAACUUACUGCUGACACAUUGGUAAAUUCUAGUGCUUUGAAUGAUAGUGGACAAAAAUAAAAACUGAAACAAUUAAACCACUUAAAAUUACGUUUAAUUAAUAUUUAAGGGCUGCCUUGGGACCCUUCAAUUGUGUAUUUUAAUUUCAUCAAAUGAUUAUUGUUCUAAAAAUGAUGACAUACAUUGUUGUACUAUAACUUAAUGUUACUCUGAGUUAUAUGUUUUGUCCAGCCUGAUCUCACAAGAAAACGUAUGUAUUUUAAGUUUUGGCAGUUUAGU
Molecule: messenger RNA, 1553 nt
Organism: Danio rerio (zebrafish)
Lineage: Eukaryota; Metazoa; Chordata; Actinopteri; Cypriniformes; Danionidae
Source: RefSeq, a predicted model, not a curated record